This is a messenger RNA of Penicillium cosmopolitanum, 1758 nucleotides long. RefSeq names its product phosphoprotein phosphatase CDC14 (gene cdcA). The transcript is spliced from 3 exons. Gene Ontology annotation, molecular function: protein serine/threonine phosphatase activity; protein tyrosine/serine/threonine phosphatase activity. Gene Ontology annotation, cellular component: mitotic spindle; spindle pole; centrosome. Bases 1 to 1758 code for a protein of 585 amino acids. NCBI's taxonomy places the organism in Eukaryota, Fungi, Ascomycota, Eurotiomycetes, Eurotiales, Aspergillaceae. Gene Ontology annotation, biological process: microtubule cytoskeleton organization; positive regulation of cytokinesis; protein dephosphorylation. The record is from RefSeq and is a predicted model, not a curated record.
AUGACAGUCGAUACAGGUCGCGGAGGUCAGAUGAUCGAGUACAUCCAAGACCGCCUUUACCUGGGCUCUUAUGACUCGGCGCCAUCUUCAAGAACGCCUUUCCCUUUCCCGCUCGAUACAGCCAAGUCUCCAAGCAAGCGAUCGGCUCGGGUCCAGCCUACUACGCCGACGAGCAAGCGCCGCUCCCCAGUGUAUUUCACGGUCGAUGACACCCUUCUUUACAAUGCAUUCCAUGCCGAUUUCGGCCCUCUCCACAUUGGUCACCUGUACCGCUUCGCUGUGCUCUUCCACGAGAUCCUGGGAGACCCAGCAAACAGUGAUCGUCCAGUUGUCUUUUAUAGCAAGACAGACGCACGCAGUCGUGCCAACGCGGCCUGCCUUGUUGCCUGCUACAUGGUUCUGAUCCAAUCAUGGCCGCCCCACUUGGCUCUUGCACCCAUUGCGCAGGCUGACCCUCCUUAUAUGCCCUUCCGCGACGCUGGUUACAGCCAGGCGGACUUCAUUUUAAACAUUCAAGAUGUGGUCUAUGGCGUGUGGAGGGCUAAGGAGCAGGGUCUCUGUGGCCUGCGCGAUUUCAAUCUCGAAGAAUACGAGAAGUUCGAGCGAGUUGAUAUGGGCGAUUUCAACUGGGUCACCCAAGACUUCCUCGCCUUUGCCUCCCCACAACACCAACCCAUCGCUCCCGUUCCUGCGAACACCCCCGAAUACGAUGCGCUCCCAUCCAGCAUCUCCGAAGUCUUUUCGUCUAAACUCCCUCUUCCUUUCAAGAAUGUUCUCGCCCAUUUCUCUUCCCGCAACAUUGGCCUCGUGGUGCGAUUGAACUCCGAGCUCUAUAGCCCCUCAUAUUUUACCGCGAUGGGAAUCUCGCACAUCGACAUGAUCUUCGAGGAUGGUACAUGCCCUCCUCUUCAGCUCGUUCGCAAGUUCAUCAAGAUGGCACAUGACAUGAUCACCAUUAAGAAGAAGGGCAUUGCUGUGCACUGCAAGGCUGGACUGGGUCGCACUGGCUGCUUGAUCGGUGCCUAUCUGAUUUACCGCUACGGGUUCACUGCCAACGAGGUGAUUGCUUUCAUGCGUUUCAUGCGUCCCGGUAUGGUUGUGGGACCCCAACAACACUGGCUUCAUUUGAACCAGAUGGCUUUCCGAGAGUGGUGGUUCGAGGACAGCAUGAAGGAAAAGCUCGCCCAGUCUGCUCCGGCUACUCCUGCUCGUGUUUCGACGAAGAAGCGUCCUAGCAAUGGUCAAGUGGCGACUCCCCCCAAUAACAGCCACUCUAAGCGCGCGGCCCUGGGGGAAAUUGACCACAAUGAAGGCGCGGCUAGCCAGCACGAGGAAAAUCUUCCCGCCCCUACCCCUGGGCAGCCUCGUAAAUCUCAUCGCAAAGAUUCCCGGCACCACCCUUACUCUAGGACCGCAUCAGGUUCUCUAGCUGUUGAACAGAAUGGAGACCGAAACCACCGGGGUCACCGCCUGAGCAAUGAAAGCAGUGAAAGCGAUGAAGAGAUUCAAUUACGCAUGCUCGCCAAGCAGCGAGCAUCGCGAUCCCCAGUUGCAUCACCAACCUCGCGGUCUAUCAGCUACUCGGCAACCGUCACUGCUAGCUACACAUUAGCAGAUGACAUUCACGAGGACAGGGAAAACUGGGUUGAGACUGCCGCUCCUAAGACCCCCCUCGAGUCGGAAGAGUGCCAAUGGUCCGAUCUCGGUCAGCAAAGUUCGCUCCAGCCCCCGGCGGGCAACAGACAGCAACAAGAGUGA